Molecule: messenger RNA, 1353 nt
Organism: Penicillium manginii
Lineage: Eukaryota; Fungi; Ascomycota; Eurotiomycetes; Eurotiales; Aspergillaceae
Exons: 4
Coding region: 1-1353 (450 amino acids)
Source: RefSeq, a predicted model, not a curated record
AUGUUGAAGCUCGGUAUACUCAUCUUGGGCGCUCUUGCAGCAACAAGUGCAGCACAUCCCCAGAAUGCUCCUGCAGCCCAUGUGAAUGCACGAAGCACUACUACUUGCUCUGCUGGCGACAGCUCUACCACCGAUGGAGUGCAGGCAAUUCUUGAUUCUAGCGGUGCUAUUGACUGGCUAGAUAUCAUGCUCGGUAGCCUGUCAAAUGGUGAAAGCGACUGGGUUGACUCUCUCUGGGAAGUUGUUUUUCCUGGCGAGGGCACCUCUCCCUUGACUGGGUGCGGAGACAUUGGUAGUGAUUGUGAUCCAUCCUCCAUGUGCUCAGCAUAUUCCUCUGAAAUGGCAUACUGGGUCUUUCGAUCGGUUGGCAUGCUGCAUAGCAAAGUCAAUGUUGUCCACGACAAGCUUCUUUGGACUGGCUGGCUAGCUGGGUUGUCGAUUGAUCAGAUUUCCAAGGACUUUUCAUCUGUGUCUCCCGAUCAGACGUGGGCGAAGUGGAUUUCCGCAGCUUUUAGUAUGGCAGGUGGAAUUGCGACCGGUAUUGACCUGAGCAAGCCUCUUCGUGGAAUGGUUGGAUUCGCUGCUGCUGGAUUGACUGACGUGAGUAUGACAAACACCGGAGGUGACAGUGUUGAUGCGACUUCAGUGGAGAAUACGCUGAAGAACAUCGUUGGUGCUGCGGGUAACUAUGUCUCCAGUAUCCUGCAGAACGCGACUGGAAAUGGCGACUCUACGGCGCUUCCCAUCUAUACGACGACUACGUAUGAGCACGGCACUGCCCGCUUCUUUGCAGACAGUACGAUUUUAGUCGAUGAGAACAAGGACAAUUCAUCCUUCGUCGCAGCCUACGAUAACUUUGCGGACAAUAUCCUGACUUUUGGACAAAAGGAGAAAAAGCUCGUCGAUGUCGCGAUGAAGACGGCUUGGUAUGUUUUGGUAGGAGAAGAGAACACAAACGAAAGUGGCUGCACUAUGACCGGAGCAUACUGGCUUGAAGCAAAAGAUGGUGAAUACCGUUGCUUUUAUCUGUCCAGACCAGCGAAUGAUCAUAAUUGCAACGAUGGAAACCCCUCCACGUGUGUCUCCGACGCCUGGCAAACCCCAUACGGUGGAGCCAACAAUCAGAUGGAUAGCAGUGUCUAUACCAAACUGACAGACACAUAUGGCUUCGAUAUGAAGGCUUACUAUACCUCUCUAAUCGAUUGUUAUCUCAAUGGUAACGAUGAGGUUGAUGUGACCGUCACGACGAACAACGGCCAGAUUCCGCGUUGCUUCUACAGCGGAUAUGUUCGAAGUGGAUACUGGUACGAUGACGGAACACAACUGAGCAAUCUAUGGUUCACCGAUUUCUGA